This is a messenger RNA of Symbiodinium sp. CCMP2592, 3492 nucleotides long. The record is from the annotation of a GenBank genome assembly. NCBI's taxonomy places the organism in Eukaryota, Dinophyceae, Suessiales, Symbiodiniaceae.
AUGGAAGAGUCUGGAGAGGUUUUUCGGUCCUUCUCCUGGACUUUGCCGCAUGGGCAUUGCUUAGCUGGCUACUUCAACAGCAACAAAGAGGCCGAAUGGUAUUCGGACCGACUGCUUCACAAUCUGAAGAUUGAUGGGACGAAGGAUCAUGUGUUCUUCCAGAGAAACAACGAGAAGUUCAAGGCUGAGCUGGAGGGCGCUGAAGUUCCAUUGUCGCAGCUGCAUUACCGAGGGGCAGGGAGUGAAGAUCCGCACAAAGCUGGGCACACAGUGGAGACAAGAGCUCUGCUGGAGAUGCUGAGGCAAGCCUGUGCAAAAAUAUCUGGAUUUUUUGAAGAUGGCAGCACACGAAGUUUGGCCGACCUGGAGAACUUGCAUAAGGGUGCAAGCAAGGGCUGGGACAAGCUUUCGCAGCACGCUUGGUGUGGUCGCAAACUUUCAACCACUCUUCAGCAAACGAACCUUUGGGAUAUCUACCUCUUCCUAAUAUGGAGCAAGCACAACCCGAGUUCGAAGAUCUGGGAGCAGUUCUCUGUACACCUUUAUCCCAAGGUUGUUUUCUUGGCUGGUUACUUGCUGGAGGCCUAUGUCGAUGAACUUGCCAACUUGCCACUGGCACCGCUUCCCCUUUUGAAAACCAAGCAUGGAAACAGUCGACGAGUUCCGAAAGUGAACAAAAUCAUACUUUUACAACGCGUGAAGGCGCAAAAGCGCCACAGAGGAGAAGUCAUGCAGACGCACACUGACUUGACGCCACCUCAGAUCGCACUGGUGCGAGCUGAGGCUAAUUUGGAAGUGGCUGAGUAUGUCAAGCUCUUGACGACCGCCUUUGCCGACACGCAGCAUGUCCAGGUGUCCUGGGAUGCGUCAACCUAUGAUGUGGAAACUUUAGUGGCGAUCGCAUACGAUUACAAGAAGAACGUGUCGGGCUACUUACCCAUACAAAACAUCAGCCCCGUCCAGACAGCAGAGUUGCACGAAACUGUGAGGACAUUGGCUGUGCAAGGCCGGAUCACACGUGUCGAGAGUUACAAUACAAUGCGAUCUUUCAGCCAUGCCCUGAACUCAAUUGGGCUUCCGCUUGCCGCCUUCGCAAAGCCUCCAGACCUACUUCUGGGGCCACUCCGGGCUGAGGAGGAACGGGUGCUGAUGAACGGGACCUACUUCAUCUAUAAUACCACGACACAGUCGAUUCAAAGACAGGUACCGACUGCAUGGAGUCUGGCGAAGCAGCCACUGUUGAUCUCGGUGAGCGAUCAGGGACCGCUGAACUGUCCUGGUCUCGAUCACUUGCAGUUCAAGCUUCGUGGGUUCGUGCUUCCCUUGUAUGAUCAGAGUCAUCGUACAUGGAACGACUUGAAGUCGGCCAUGAGGAGUGUGAAGCUCUUUCGCAUCCUCCUGCAGUUCUCCAUUCUCUACAACAUGAAUUAUGGACCUGGAGGCACCAAGGCUUGGAUGGCCAAGAAGCAACAGUAUGCAGAGGAGAGGGAGGCACUCUUCGGGACGAUCACUUCGCUGCAGACGCUGCAGCAGCAUGGACCACUCGUCAAACUCAUGAGAUGGUUUUCUUACUUCCAAUCGCACCAAUUUUAUGCUGGCGAACACUUCUGGACAAAGAUGCUGAUUGGGGAAGGUGGGCCGCCACAGCAAGGCAUCCAGCCUGAGGCAGUGCUGACACCGGAUAUCUUGGCCGGCAAUCUGGACGAUCGAGAGGAGCUACGACAACUCAAGCUCAAGAUGGGCUCAUGGCGACUUGCACCGUUGCUCGUAACACCAUGGACCUGGUGGAAAAACGAGCUUUUGGUUUCCAUGGCGACGCCAGUCUGGAGCUGCUUCACACAGAAAGCCCAGCAGCUCAAGUUGCCUCACGAGAUCGCCGGUGACAUCGCCAAAAGAGCUGGGACCAAGCUCUGGGCCGAGGAGAUCCACGCUGUGAUCGGGAAUGGCUUCUUUGAUGGGCCUCAGAAACUGUACCCGGCUCGCUUUCUUUCAAACGAGGAGGAAGGACAGUGCAUCUCUUUGCACUUUCGGAGACGUGUGCAGAGCUCCGCUUCGUACUACCUCCGACCGCCUUUUCGAUAUGCUGGGGCACUUCUUGCAGAAAGCAGGGAGACCACCCUUCGCCAGAUGCAUGCCGACUGGGCAGCCGUCUUGAAGGCCGAGAAAGCCAUGGCUGGUGGAGCAGGCAUGGAACCCCUGAAGGAGAUGCAUUGGCGGCUGAAUUCCGUCAACAGGCUGAUCCACUUGAUCCGGGACAUGGCCGAGGUCGCUUCAACAACAGCCGAACGCCGGGCCUACAACAACCAAGUGGUUGAGCUUCUGACCUUCGUCAGCACGCAUCUUGCCGACACAGUUAUCGUGGAAAAUACACAUCAGAUGGCCAAAGACGCGCUCAGGGACGCACGCCACUUUCAAAAAUCUCGGACAGGGAAGCAAGUUGCUUGCAUACGCUGCAGUGCAAUACCGAGCCGUGGUGUGCCCUGCUUGAAGGUGUCAGAUGAUCAGAAAGCCACUGCUUCUGCGGGCAAGUCCUCGAGCUUUGACAAGCUCACGCACCCCAACACCCAUGCUCUCAAAAAGGAGUUCCAGAGGCUCAUGGAAACUAAAACGAAGCAGCAUACGUGGCCGAGCACGACCCAGCAGAUGGAGUGGCAGCAAGUUGUGGCUACAGAGUGGUUCCUCUGCUACAUGCAAGAUGGGGACAAGUUUGCAGCUGGCCCCAACUCUGCUUGGCUGUCUGUCUUGGCUGGGGCAGCAGGCGAGGUGGUAGCAUGCCAGCGUGCAGGAGAGAUCAUGUUGAUCUUGGCUGUUGGAUCUUAUGGCUUCGCUGCUUGGGACCUGGAGCUGGCGGCAGGAGUCCGCACGGCUGCUGGGAUGUCGGCUUUCCGGCCCUACAGGCACAAUGCCAUCCGAUUCCACCACAUCACGGAGCUGGAGGACUGGGUUUCCGUUCCUGUCAAGCCUGGCCUGUCUGGCCCGCACGGCCCGCUGCACCUGGAACAGACCUCUGAGGCCAUGUCGCUGCCCUUGGCUAGAAUCCAUGCCGGACUCAAUCUGACAUGCAAGCAGUGCCAGGACCUGUUGGCAUUGUUCAAAGUCAACUUUCGCAAAAACCAGUCACGAGCCAGCUUGCACGGCCUAAUCCUCGAUCUUUUCUUGGAAACCGAGCACGAGAAAGAAGAGGCCAGGAGGAAGAUGGCUGCCUGCUUGCUUCCACAAGAAGAAGAACACGCUGAGGACAGUGACAUGGAGGAGUUGUUGGAACAGCUCGAGGAUCUCGAGAAUCAGGGCGAUCCAGAGAUCCAGAAAGAGAAGGAGAAGAUCAAACAAAGGAGAACUGGACGGAUCGCUGUCCCCAGAGCUGCUGGUCCCGACGAGGGAGAACAAGUUCCGAAACGGAAGGCUAAGGCCAAGGCUCCGCCAAAGCAACGGAAGAAAGGCUUGCUCGAGCCGAAGAUGAAGGCUCAUCUAGGGCACGGGUUUACAGGCUGA